AUGGCUUCCGCGGUGGCCGCUUCGACCGCCACGCGGUUCCUCCCGCGGCUCCCGGACCCGUGGUGGCCGCGUCGUGCGCGCGCAGCGCUCCCGCCGCUCACGUGGCGGCCUCCCGCGGUCACGGUGGUCGCCGCGACGUCCCGCCCUGGGGAAGCGGAAGAGAAGGAGACGCUAAAUUCUACUCCACGCGCUCAAACCAACAAGGGUGCGGAGCCCGUACCGGCAUCCAGCACGAACAGGAAAGGUGCCAUUAGAAGGGUGACACUGGUGGUUCUUGCUGCGGUGGUUUUUGGAGUUAGCAUUGCCUUGAGGGACGGGGCUGAGAAGGCAUCAGAGUAUUUUGCUGGGUAUUUAUUGGAACAGAGUUUGUCGGUGGACAAUCUCUUUGUUUUUAUUCUGGUCUUUAAGUAUUUCAAAGUGCCAAAUGAAUACCAGAAUCGAGUACUUUCUUAUGGUAUUGCUGGAGCUGUGAUCUUUCGGGCUGUGAUGAUCAUCUUAGGAACAGCUACCAUCCAGAAAUUUGAGGCAGUGAACUUGCUGUUGGCUUUGAUCCUGUUAUUCACUUCUUACAAGCUAUUUGCUGCUGAAGAAGAAGAAUCUGAUCUAUCCGACAACUUCAUUGUGAAAACAUGCCAAAAGUUCAUUCCAGUCACUGAUUAUUAUGAUGAUGAACAGUUUUUCACAAAUCAAGAUGGUUUAUGGAAAGCUACACCAUUGCUCUUGACUUUGGCAGUGAUUGAGCUGAGUGAUAUUGCUUUUGCCAUUGACUCAAUACCAGCAGUUUUUGGCGUCACAAGGGAUCCACUUAUAAUACUAUCAUCAAAUAUUUUUGCUAUUGCUGGUUUGCGGUCGCUUUAUGUGCUCAUUUCUGAAAGCAUGGGUGAAUUGGAGUAUCUACAGCCUGCCAUUGGUAUCGUGUUGGGCUUCAUAGGGACAAAGAUGAUCUUUGACUUUUUUGGUUAUCAUAUACCAACAGAAGCUUCGCUUGCUAUUGUAACUACCUGUCUUAGUGGAGGCGUCAUAUUAAGUCUUAGGAAAGCAUCAAAAGAGGAAGGGGACAAGUAG
This is a messenger RNA of Miscanthus lutarioriparius, 1065 nucleotides long. The record is from the annotation of a GenBank genome assembly. NCBI's taxonomy places the organism in Eukaryota, Viridiplantae, Streptophyta, Magnoliopsida, Poales, Poaceae.